GACAGUCGCUCCGACCGGAAGUCGUCCCCUCUCACGCCGACCUGCCGUUUGAAGCUGCGACGACGACGUUGCACCUUUAUAUCGUGUUCCUGUGACGGAGCCACGCAGCGUUUGGACCCGGUGAGACAUCAUCCACAGGACGGACAGAGGAGACAGGAUGUUGAACUGCAGCCCAUGGGCUCUUCUUCCGCUCACACACUGUGUGCUCACCACUGCUGGACUGUGGCUGGUAUACUUUAUUGCUGUGAGUGAUGAGCGUAUAGCACCACUGGGUUCAAAAUACAGGAGAAGAAAUGGAUCCUUUUAUCCUCCAUACAUCAGUAUUGCCGGCAACUUUCCACCAGCCAGCUGCUUCUUCAGCGAGGUCAUGAACUUGUCUGCGUUUCUGGGGUUCAUUAUCGCCGUCCUCAGAUACCUUCAGCUCAAACCAAUAAUAAAGAGACCGUGGCUGAACGUCGGGAGUCUGGUGGUUUUCUCUAUCGGCUGCUUUGGAAUGACGCUCGUAGGAAACUUCCAGCUGUUUGCCGAUGAGAUUAUACACAAUUUAGGCACCUUCAUGACAUUUGGACUGGGAACGCUGUUCUGCUGGGUGCAGUCCUAUAUCACCCUGAAAGUGGACAUGAACAACGAGGGGAGGAAGGCUGCUAUCAUUCGUUUCCUGUUGUCUGCAUCCGUCUCCGGCUGCAUGAUCCUCUACUUCUCCCUGAUGGCUGUGGGCCUCCACAUGCAAGCAGCUCAGUGCCAGUGGGCGCUCGUCAUGUUCUUCCUCGUCUUCCUCGGCACUUUCGCCAUCGAGUUUCGUCUCAGCCGCUUUGACGCCGUGUGCAAAAACGGCUCCGGGGUCCUGUGAGCCUGUCGAGAGACUUUCUGUUACAGUGUUACGCUCUCUGACGCUUUUAAGAUCCUCAUGUAUAAUUUGCAUGAGAUUUAAAAUGAACCCACAACAUAUUUUAAGAUGCAUUUAUUCCAUCUGAACAAGCUGUAAGUGUUUUUUUACGCCACUUAUUUACACCUUUUGUUACCAUUAGUGACAAUCACUACUAUAUGUAUUCAUGUUUUAAAACUACACCAAAAAUCUGCUUCGUGCGCUUUUUUAUACGUAUGCAAGGAUGUUUUCAGCUUUCUUGCAAUACUUUUUCAACAUUAUAGACCUCUAGAUUAUUUUUGUAACUUUUUUUCAAAUGUUUUGGUGGAUUGUGUGAAUCAACAGUUGCAGAUCUUUAAAAUGUAACUUUGCACAAGACGCAGUCAGUAUCAAUAAAAAUACAGGAAAGUG
Morone saxatilis (striped sea-bass) is the source of this 1276-nucleotide messenger RNA. It is a transcript of the gene tmem150c, whose product is annotated as transmembrane protein 150C. The transcript has 9 exons. The coding region runs from base 158 to 850 and encodes 230 amino acids. The record is from RefSeq and is a predicted model, not a curated record. NCBI's taxonomy places the organism in Eukaryota, Metazoa, Chordata, Actinopteri, Moronidae.